CAUUUCUCAACUUGGCGCCUGAGAUAGGCCGCGCGAAACCCAGUGGCCAAGGAGAGGAGACAGACGCGAAGUUCCGGUCGCGGCCAUAGACUCCGAGCAUGUAUCACCCUACUAGAGGCGGCGUUCGUGGUGGCCGAGAUCAAUUUAGUUGGGAGGAUGUGAAAGUUGAUAAACACAGGGAAAACUUCAUUGGCCACAGCCUCAAAGCUCCUGUUGGAAGAUGGCAAAAAGGAAAAGAUCUACACUGGUAUGCACGAGAUAAAAAGUCUUCAGGUUCAAAUGUGGAUGCUGCAAAGGAGGAAAUAAAAUUAAUCAAGGAACAGGAGGAACAGGCGAUGAGGGAGGCACUUGGUUUAGCUCCUAAGACUGCUGGAAGAUCUCAAGGUAAUCGCCUCGACAAGCAUGAGUUCUCAGAACUUGUGAAGCGAGGCAGUACUGCAGAAGACUUGGGUGCAGGCCAUGCUGAAGCUGCACAGGUUCAGGGUCUUGGUUUUUUGAGAGCACCACGUGCCUGGGAAGAAUCUAGUUCUCUUCAGCCUGCUCAAACAAGCACCUCUGACGACAUGGAGAAAAUGGCUGUGACUGACCUGCCUGCGAGGAAUGCAGAAAAAGAGCCAGUGGAGGAUGAAAAGAAUAGUAAGAAAAGGAGGCGCGAAGAGAGGCGGGAGAGGCAUGAAGAGAGACGUGAGAGGCAUGAAGAGAGGCGUGAGAGGCGCGAAGAGAGACGUGAGAGGCGCGAGAAACAUGAAAAAUACGAGAAGAGACACUCCCGAGAUUCCAAUGAUAGGAAGAAACGUAGUAGAGACAGAGAGGGAAGACAUGACUCUGAUUGAACACGAGAAACAUGGUUCACUAUGCAAAUGCCCUGUAAUUUGUCUUGGAUGGACCUCAUCCUUUACUAGAAAAAUUUAAUCUGUGUGCCAACUGAUUAUUAAUGGUAGUUCCAUAAGGUCAAUCUUCGAUGUCUAAUUAUAUAAUUGUUUUUUCCUCUUUUGUCAAGUUGUAGGUACGGUUCUUCAAUCUUCAGGUUGGUUGGGCUCUUCAAUUUUCAGGUUACCGUUGCUUGGUGCUUGCAUAUUAUUGACAAUGAAUGGUGCUCGGUAAUGUAUU
This is a messenger RNA of Momordica charantia (bitter melon), 1110 nucleotides long. Its product is annotated as leukocyte immunoglobulin-like receptor family A protein. Lineage: Eukaryota; Viridiplantae; Streptophyta; Magnoliopsida; Cucurbitales; Cucurbitaceae. The record is from RefSeq and is a predicted model, not a curated record.